GUAAUUUUGCAGUCGAGGGGAUGAAUUCUGCAAGUUAAAUUCCCAUCUAUGAUGAAUGUGCUGUUAAACUGUUAAGAAGUAUUUUCCAGCUCUUUCAACCAUUUAUUCAGAAGAAAAAGGAAGAGCGCAAAAUGAAAAAGCAAAUAGCCGCAGAAAUUCUCGCGCAUGUGCAGACCAAGUCAGUCAAAACCCUAUUCUUUGAAAAUGGCACACCUGAUCUGCCUGCUAUUAGAAGAUUAUUCGAACAGAUUGAUCGCAAUGGAGACAACAGCAUAUCACAAGCUGAGCUGAAGGAACUAAUGAUGGGCAUCAAGUUUGGUGACAUACCCUUUGACGUGGAUGAAGUAGUUUCAAAGGUCAUUGAGGUCUUUGACAGAAGCGGAAACUGCCAGAUAAACGAGGAGGAAUUCGUUGCUGGAUUGGUGAAUUUGCUCGAUACUUCAGGUGAAGGCAAUAAGAUCCGAGCGUCUAAGUUAAACACCAGUCAAGAUGAUUUCUACCAAAGAACUUGGGAAGAAACCGACAAAUUGGUGGAUGAAGAUAAGGGAAAAGGAGAUGCCCAGAAGACGUCAUGGAUUUGGGUCAAGUCUAUGUUGUCGUUGUUGCUCGGAGUUAUCAUAUUAGCGGUCCUUGCUGAACCUCUCAUCUCUAGUGUGCAGAGCUUUUCGAAAUCAGCAGGCAUACCGUCUUUCUUCAUCUCAUUCAUAUUGGUUCCUCUGGCCACAAACGCAAGAGGAGCUAGCGCGGCAAUCAAAGCAGCCAGACAUAAGAAAGAGCGAACCACUUCUCUAACACUUUCUGAUAUCUAUGGAGAAGUGUUCAUGAGCAACAUGCUCGGCUUCUGCGUCCUCUUGUCGCUGAUAUACGCCCGUGACUUGACAUGGGAAUUCUCUGCUGAAGUUCUUGUGGUGCUAAUCGUGUGUGGUGUGGUGGGUCUGAUUGCAAGCUUCAGGUCAACCUUCGCAGUUUGGACAUCGAUCCUGGCUUACUUGUUGUACCCUCUGUCUCUUCUCUUGGUCUAUGUUCUUGAUGAUGUCCUCAACUACUCUUAG
Molecule: messenger RNA, 1052 nt
Organism: Eucalyptus grandis
Lineage: Eukaryota; Viridiplantae; Streptophyta; Magnoliopsida; Myrtales; Myrtaceae
Product: sodium/calcium exchanger NCL1-like
Exons: 4
Coding region: 132-1052 (306 amino acids)
Biological process (GO): intracellular calcium ion homeostasis; calcium ion transmembrane transport
Cellular component (GO): membrane
Molecular function (GO): calcium:proton antiporter activity; calcium ion binding
Source: RefSeq, a predicted model, not a curated record